GACGUAUCAAACAGCAAUAGUAAGAAGACUAUUGGAAACUUUCUCUCUGGCUCUUUCUGUAAGUGUUUCUCACACUCUCUCUCUCUCUCUCUCUCUCUCUCUUUCUCUCUCUCUGUUUCUCUUCCCUCUUCCUCUGCUCUGUGGUAUAAAUACUGAGAGCAAACAGCAACAGCAUAGGCUUAACCACGUACUUUCAUCUGUAACACAGCAAUGCUGCGCUGCUUCUUGUCUUAUCUCUAAUCUCUCGGAAUAUAACAGACUAACAAAUGGCGACUCUUUUCUGGAUGUUCCUGAUGCUGUAUCCGUUUGCGGUUUAUUCUCAAAGUGGGGAUGAUGGAGAGACCAUUGACACUGACUGCUGGUCGUUGAUGUCAGUAAUACAGUGCAGUCUAGUCUGUGUCCUGGAUGAGGAAGAGCUCGACAAUUGUGAGAAAUCUGCAACACUUUGUGAAAACACCAAUGUUGAUUGUACUAAUGCAACUAUGGAAAAUAACAGAUUCAUUUUUGGGAAUCUGACUCCUGUUUCAAUUUAUAAACUUCACAUUCGCUUACAAGGAGGGCGACACCAAACACAAGAGUUUACUUUGGAGAAAAUAGUUAAAAUUACAACUCCUGAGAUUAAAGAUGCUAUAUAUAAGCUUGAUGAGGUGAUCAUAGACAUAAGAUAUAAGCAUGACUUUGUGGAUAGCCCUGAUUUCGAAGUGGAAUUCUGGGGAAACCAUACCGGCGUUAAACAGAAAGUGAUAGUGAAAUACAAACAACUGACCAUAGGUGGAGAAAAGCUGAGAGACAAUGAGAUAUACAGCGUACGCGUCAGAGCCAAACCUGUGGGUUAUUUUGAUGGGCACUGGACCGAGUGGAGCAAGGUGAAGAGCUUUACAGUGAACAACGUUCCAGAGAAGGGUGUUCCUUCUGUUCUGUACAUCCUCCUCUGCCCAGUUCCCAUUGUGUUGACUGUGAUCGUGUUUCUUAUCCACCGAUGGAAGAAAGAGAUACAGACCUGCAUUUUUCCAGACGUUCCAGGCCCGAAAGACACACUUGCCCAAAUCCACAAACAAAAGCUGCAUUUACCUGUGAGUUUCAGUCCGGAAAUCUUCAAGGAUUUCAACAUUUAUCCAGUGGUUUACACUGAAGAGAAGCAGUUCAGCCCUGAGUUUAGUGAUGAUCAGGGUGAUGCCACAGAGUCCUGCGAUGAAGACGUGGCUUUGGAAUCUUCUCGGACCACUUCAGUGUGUGAAAAGCAGAGCGAUGAUGACCAAAGUUUGGAUUCGGAGACAUCCCAAAAGCUGUUGGAUGAACAUGCAUCUGCUGAGGACGUACACAAUAACCCCGGCUGUCAAAAUGUAGCAGCUCUACAAAGACAUUCUAAGGAUGAGACAUAUGUCACCAUGUCCAGCCUCUACAAAACUCAGUGAGAUGGGGAAAUGCACGACAGGUAAAUCUCCUACAGUUAGCUGCUCUUUUUCCCCACUAUAUAACAGAUUUAAUAAUCCACUAUCGCUCGCUGCUAAUUUCCUCUGAAUGUCUCAAAACUCGAACUCCAAAUGCUUAACAGUGUGGCUUGAUUUCCUUUUUUGUGCGUGCCAGAAUGAGCCUUUAUACCUACUAAUAUGAGUCAGCAAAUUAAAGAACCACUGAGAUAUAUGUAGGUGGAGAAAUGUUGGCGCUGAUUCUUGUAAGAGAAACACAUCAUCUGUAAAACCACCAGUGUUUAAAGUUGAGCUCAUGCAAAAGUUUAUUACUGUUUGGCCUAGCAACCUACAAAGACAGCGAAACAUUCGUGUAUCUAGAGAAGCUACUAGCUAUUUCGUUAUCUGUAGAAUUUCGUAUAGCUAUUUUGUGUAUCUAUAGCAGCUACUAGCUUUUAGUGGAUUUAGCUUUUCUUGAUGUACAAAAAAGUAUUAAUCCCUUAACUUAUAUCUGACAAUUGACAGCAAAUGACUCAAAGACCACCCAGAUGUUUACAUGCAUCUUUUUUCUUUUCUUUUUUUUAAUUAGCUGACAUGCUAACAUCAGUAAUGUAGCUUCAAUAAUGUACUUUCGGUUUGGUUAUGACACGUUUCUAAUAUAGUUUGCAAUACAGCUAUCAUGAGCUUGAGCCUAAGCAUAAGUAUUAUUCUUAGCAACUAUUCAAUUAACUACAGUGAUCAUUUUUUUUCAAAUUUGUUAAGUGAAACUUAUAAAGUAGAAACAUGAACUGUUUCUUUUUUUUUCCCUUGGGGGAACCCCAGACACCAUUUUAAAGGCCAAUCUAUCACUCUAUUUGCUCAAUUGGUUUGAAAUGUAGGAAGUAAAAGUGCACAGGAUGUAACGGGCAAUCUUGUUUUUUGUUUCAACCUCUGACACAUUCUACGUAGAAGCGCCGUUUUAUCCCCCAGGUUACAUUUUGAAUGUAUUUCUCUUCAACUUAGGGGCUCUAUAUUGUAUGUAUGUGACUUCAGCAUGUAAAACUACACUGUACUGCAUCAACUCAGCUACUACUGAAUUGGCUUUUCCAAGAGAAGAACAGCAUGUAUGUAAAUGUAAGAAAGCAGAUCUUAAUUACGAUCACAGCAUCCCAAAGUUACUGUUAGCAUUUUUGGAGUUCAGUCUUUCACAGACAUUAGCACUGAUUAAUCAUCACUGCUGAUGACAUAUAGCUGCUAACUCAGUAAUUCCAAUAUACAGUAUUUCUUCUUUUUUUGUGUAUGAUUCAUUUAGUCAGACAGGAAUGUACUCCCACAGCUGCACAGGUAGCAAAGAAUGAAUGGCAUUACUUUUUUUAACUGCUAUAUUUUUUUUAGAUAUAUAAAGUGUAUUUGUAUCCUCCUUACAUGGGCCUCAUUUAUCUUUCAUCUACCAUAGAUAAAACAUUUCCUCUUUUUUACAGGGUGCCAUACUUUUGUCCUAAUUGAACAGCUAGACUUUCAAAUACUCAUCAAUGUUUUAUCUUCAUUUAUGGAUUUGUUUUUGAUCGGUAGCAUUCAGGUUAUUAAUAUGAAACAAACUCAGAAGCUCCAAACAAACUGGAUAUUCAUAAAUACCACAUUUCAUGUGUAAAUGCUGCCUGCAAACCAUUAACAAAAAAAUCAUCAUAUCUUGCUUAAUAAAUGAGGCCCACUCUGUCCAGUUACCUGUAAAAAUAAAUAAAUAAAUAUAUACAUAUUA
Messenger RNA from Hemibagrus wyckioides, 3147 nucleotides. RefSeq names its product interleukin 7 receptor (gene il7r). The record is from RefSeq and is a predicted model, not a curated record. Gene Ontology annotation, cellular component: external side of plasma membrane. Bases 267 to 1415 code for a protein of 382 amino acids. Gene Ontology annotation, biological process: positive regulation of receptor signaling pathway via JAK-STAT; cytokine-mediated signaling pathway; hemopoiesis. Gene Ontology annotation, molecular function: cytokine receptor activity; protein binding. Lineage: Eukaryota; Metazoa; Chordata; Actinopteri; Siluriformes; Bagridae. The transcript is spliced from 8 exons.